AUCAUGACAGGACCUCCGACUCUAGUGGACAUCAGGACAGCAUCCUCCUUUUACUCUCUCUCCUCCUCUCUCUUCUUAACCUUAAAGACGCUUUCUAGCCUUUGCCUAUUCUCUGGAAAACAUCUGAAUCAUUUUAACCAACUCCAGCUGUCGCCUUGGUGUGGGUGUGUGAGAAAGUGCAUGGCCAUCUCUGAAUGAGGGGAGACUAGAGCGAGGGUGACGUUUAGAUUUACGGAAAAAGUUAGGAUAUUUUUGCUUCUUGUUUUGUCGGUAUGAACGCAGAUACGUGCGUCUCAUACUGCGACAUGACCUCCAUGGACUCAUAUUAUUCGCCAGCAGCACCAGGGCAAGGGAGAGUCCAACAGGCCAAUCCUUACAGAACUUUCCAGUCGAGCGACUCCAAAUACAGUCCCACUUUCUUGCCCGCCAAAGGCCAGACUUAUGGGGAGAAGCCGCGGAGUCCAUUCCAUCAGGAUUGUCCGACACUGGAUGAUAGCACAGCCGAGGGCGCUUAUAGCAAAUAUCACCUUUUUAUGCAGAGACCCGCGUGCAAAUCUCCUUCUGAAGACAGCAAACUGGAGGACGGCGCGCUGAUCUCAUGCUACGGUGUGGUUUCAGAAUCGCCGGGCAAAUGGAGAAAACGAGAACGCUUUGGUCAAAUGCAGCAGGUUCGGACACACUUCUCAACAGCCUAUGAGCUUCCUCUUCUUACACGGCCAGAAAACUAUGCACAGAUUCAGAACCCGUCUUGGCUAAGCGGCAGCAGUUCGGCCUCUCCAGUGCCAGGCUGUGUGGUACCUUGUGAUACUGUUUCUUCCUGCAUGACUCCUCAUCCUCACUCUGCCAGCGGCGUGUCUGAUUUCCUCGGUAUGCCAAGUCCAGGUGGCAGCAUGGCGCAGACACACAUGGGCAGUCUUUUUGGGAGCUCAGGAGUAGGUGGAACCAUUAACGGUUAUGAUCUCAGCGUCGAGCCCGAUCGCAAAUCCUCCAGCAUCGCCAGCCUGCGCAUGAAGGCGAAGGAGCACAGCGCCGCCAUCUCUUGGGCAACAUGAUGCCUUCAUCUGGGAAACAGAAGAACCAGAUAACCUCAGCCCCAAGCCGUCAGCACUAAUGAGGUGAAAGUUUAUGGCAUCUGGAGCCAAUAUGGACAUGAGAAAUGGAGGCUGGAAGCUUUAAAACACUUGUAGGAGAUUUAAUAUUAAGGUUCUGUAAAGGAAGUGGAUUGUGCAGUGGGACAUUGUGCUAGAAUAAGAGGAAACUGAUGGGCCAGUUUGAACAGAGAGAUGUUUGGUUAAAAUAACUUUUUAUGUAACAUUAAAAAAAAAAAAUCUAUAUGCACUAUUUUCCCCUAUUAUUCAUAGACAUUUGCACUGCCAUUUAAAGAAAAACAAGGUUGCAUUUAUUUAAUCAAAAGAAUACAAACAUUGAAGCUUUAUAAAUAUAUCCAAUGGAUCCUUGGUUAAUACAGAUCUUGACCUGUAGUAGUGACCUUUACUGACCCCAAAUGGUAGAUAUCCUAAAGAAGAAUAUAUUCUAGGGCUGCACGAUAUUGGAAAAAUUUGAUAUUGUGAUUUUUUAUUGUUCUGCGAUAAAUAAUGCGAUAUGAAAAUCUGAUGCUUUAGAAAAUAGCACUAAAUAAAUAGCACUAUUUGACAGCUUUCUGGGGAGUAAUUGAGCAAAUGAAUGAUCACAAUACAACAAUAAAUACUUGUCUUACUU
Danio rerio (zebrafish) is the source of this 1719-nucleotide messenger RNA. It is a transcript of the gene alx4b, whose product is annotated as ALX homeobox 4b. Gene Ontology annotation, molecular function: sequence-specific double-stranded DNA binding; DNA-binding transcription factor activity, RNA polymerase II-specific; DNA binding. Gene Ontology annotation, cellular component: nucleus. NCBI's taxonomy places the organism in Eukaryota, Metazoa, Chordata, Actinopteri, Cypriniformes, Danionidae. The record is from RefSeq and is marked validated. Gene Ontology annotation, biological process: animal organ development; regulation of transcription by RNA polymerase II; regulation of DNA-templated transcription.